Triplophysa dalaica is the source of this 1492-nucleotide messenger RNA. RefSeq names its product recoverin b (gene rcvrnb). Gene Ontology annotation, molecular function: calcium ion binding. Lineage: Eukaryota; Metazoa; Chordata; Actinopteri; Cypriniformes; Nemacheilidae. The record is from RefSeq and is a predicted model, not a curated record.
UUUAUUGCAACACCUUUAUAAUUUUUCUUCAGUGACGCACGAAAAAUACAAUUAAAUGUUGAAGCUGCUCUUUUUGUCAUACAUUCAAAGUAAAUUAUGAUUGACACUGUCAGUUAAACACAUCAAAUUAGGCAAAUUAGUAUACAAUAUUGUAAUUUAAUCCAAAUACACUAAAUCAGAUCAAGAGGUGUCCUGCUGUCACAUAAACUCAUAGCCUAAAUCACUUGUAGUCCACCUCCUUGUUUGCCAUUCUAUAUUCCAGACAAACUCUCAGUAUCAUUUCAAAUCAAAAGAGGGUUUAGUCAUCAUCACAGCUUCAUCCUUUGUAAUCCACUGUACUAUUCAUGUUGAAUUUAAAUAGCAGACAAUGUAAUUAUGGUCAGUUGCUCAGAAUCUAAAAAGCUUUCAAGGAGAGCUCGCCCCCAAGGUUCAAAAUGGGCAAUGCUAAAAGUGGAGCCCUUUCCAAAGACAUACUGGAAGAGCUGAAGAUGAGCACCAAGUACUCUGAGGAACAGCUUUAUCCUUGGUACCAGACGUUCUUGAAGGAGUCUUCCGGUCGCAUCAGUCGAGAACAGUUCGAGAGUAUAUAUGCAAGUUUCUUCCCUGAUGCAGAUCCCAAGGAAUAUACUCAAAAUGUUUUCAGAAGCUUUGAUUCCAACAGUGAUGGAAUGUUGGACUUUAAAGAAUACAUUGUUGCUUUGCAUCUGACAUCCUCAGGAAAGUGGGCAUUAGCUUUGUAUGAUUUAGACAGGAAUGGCACCAUCACAAAAAAUGAGAUUCAUGAAAUUGUGAAGUCAAUAUUCAACAUGAUCUCUGAAGAAGAUCAGAAAAACCUUGCGGAUGAUGAAAACACACCUGAAAAACGAACUGAUAAAAUAUGGGACUUAUUUGGGAAAAAAGGAAACGGUAUAAUAACAGAGGGAGAGUUUAUUCAAGGAGUCAUGGCCAAUAAGGACAUUCUCAGUCUAAUUCAGUUUGAUGAACCCCAAAAGGUCCAAGAAAGGCUCAAAGAGAAGAAGCAAUAACAUAAUGUGUAACAUCAUCUUGUUUUAGUUCAAUCUGAUUCUUUUAAAUGACAUAUGCAUGAAUAGUGGAUCAGUACCAGCUGUUCGCGUUCAAGCUUCAUCUCCGGAAGAAGUAAGUAUUACACAUCGUUUUUAAAUUGCCUUUCUGAAAUAAUGUGCUUAGCAUAUUAGCGGCUGUUGUUUACAUAUUCGCUGCUAAACCUGAGACAUGGUCCAAAGACAGGUGCUAUGUCGUAGGGUUAGUGGUAAAACGCAUAGUCGGUUCAGAAGACUUGUGACCAACAUAAUUACUGUAAAGCGUAUGAGGUUAUGCAAAAAUUUCUACUCACAAUGUAAUAACACCUGGUUACUGAUCUUUACAUACCUGUCUGUCAUAUACAGAUACUCUGGAAGCAUGUUUAUGCCUAUAUUUGUGUUUAUGUCUGUUAGUAAUUUGCAUGCACGUGAUAAAUCAUCAAUGGCCAACA